Molecule: messenger RNA, 4939 nt
Organism: Conger conger (European conger)
Lineage: Eukaryota; Metazoa; Chordata; Actinopteri; Anguilliformes; Congridae
Gene: smurf2
Product: SMAD specific E3 ubiquitin protein ligase 2
Exons: 20
Coding region: 73-2391 (772 amino acids)
Biological process (GO): ubiquitin-dependent protein catabolic process; negative regulation of BMP signaling pathway
Molecular function (GO): protein binding; ubiquitin protein ligase activity
Source: RefSeq, a predicted model, not a curated record
UUUUUUUAAAUAAUAUAUAGCUAUAUACUGUAAAUAUUGUAAAACAUUUGUCAAGCUGGAACGCAAGGGGACAUGUCUAAUCAAGGGGUUAGGAGAAAUGGCCCAGUGAAACUGCGUUUGACAGUCCUGUGUGCGAAAAACCUGUCGAAGAAGGACUUCUUUCGGCUGCCUGACCCCUUCGCCAAGGUGGUGGUGGACGGCUCGGGGCAAUGCCACUCCACAGACACUGUGAGGAACACGCUCGACCCCAAGUGGAACCAGCAUUACGACCUAUACAUCGGGAAGUCUGACUCCAUCACCAUCAGUGUGUGGAACCACAAGAAGAUCCACAAGAAGCAGGGGGCGGGGUUUCUGGGCUGCGUCCGCCUCCUGUCCAAUGCCAUCAACCGCCUCAAGGACACCGGCUAUCAGAGACUGGACCUGAACAAGCUGGGCCCCAAUGACAACGACACGGUGCGUGGCCAGAUCGUGGUGAGUCUGCAGUCCAGGGACCGGAUCGGCACUGGGGGGCCUGUGGUGGACUGCAGCCGGCUGUUCGACAACGAUCUGCCCGACGGCUGGGAGGAGAGGAGGACUGCCUCGGGUCGGAUCCAGUACCUCAAUCACAUCACGCGCACCACGCAGUGGGAGAGGCCCACCAGGCCCGCGUCGGAGUACUCCAGCCCCGGCCGGCCCCUCAGCUGCCUGGUGGAUGAGAACACCCCCAUCAUGGGCCCCAACGGGGCGUCCUGCGGGCAGUCCGGGGACCCGCGGGCCCAGGAGAGGCGCGUGCGCUCCCAGAGACACCGCAACUACAUGAGCCGCACGCACCUGCACACCCCGCCGGACCUGCCCGAGGGCUACGAGCAGAGGACCACGCAGCAGGGACAGGUGUACUUCCUCCACACGCAGACGGGCGUGAGCACGUGGCAUGACCCACGCGUGCCCAGGGACCUCAGUAAUGUGAACUGUGAGGAGUUGGGCCCCCUGCCCCCGGGCUGGGAGAUCCGUAACACAGCCACGGGCCGCGUCUACUUCGUGGACCACAACAACCGCACCACCCAGUUCACCGACCCCCGCCUGUCCGCCAACCUGCACCUGGUGCUGAACAGCCCGACUCCGAACCCUAAUGGCUCCCGCGUUGGCAUCGAGAGCCAGAACAGCAACUUCAGCCGUCCGAACCAGCUGAAGGAGCAGCAGCCGCCCCAGCAGGUCCUGUCCCCCAGCCAGCUGCCCGAGGAGGCCGAGUGCCUGACCGUGCCCAAGUACAAGCGGGACCUGGUGCAGAAGCUGAAGAUCCUGCGGCAGGAGCUGUCCCAGCAGCAGCCUCAGGCGGGCCACUGCCGCAUCGAGGUGUGCCGAGAGGAGAUCUUCGAGGAGUCCUACCGCCAGGUGAUGAAGAUGAGGCCGAAGGACCUGUGGAAGAGACUGAUGGUGAAGUUCAGGGGCGAGGAGGGGCUGGACUACGGAGGAGUGGCCAGAGAGUGGCUGUAUCUGCUGUCCCACGAGAUGCUGAACCCUUACUACGGGCUGUUCCAGUACUCACGCGAUGACAUCUACACCCUGCAGAUCAACCCAGACUCCGCCGUCAAUCCGGAGCACCUGUCCUAUUUCCACUUCGUGGGCCGCAUCAUGGGCAUGGCGGUGUUCCACGGCCACUACAUCGACGGCGGCUUCACCCUGCCCUUCUACAAGCAGCUGCUGGGGAAGCCCAUCACCCUGGAUGACAUGGAGGCAGUGGACCCAGACCUGCACAAGAGCCUGGUCUGGAUCCUGGACAACGACAUCACGGGGGUGCUGGACCACACCUUCUGCGUGGAGCACAACGCGUACGGCGAGAUCAUCCAGCACGAGCUCAAGCCCAACGGCAAGAGCAUCCCCGUGAGCGAGGACACCAAGAAGGAGUACGUGAGACUCUACGUGAACUGGAGGUUCCUGCACGGCAUCGAGGCGCAGUUCCUGGCUCUGCAGAAGGGCUUCAACGAGGUCAUCCCCCAGCACCUGCUCAAGUCCUUCGACGAGAAGGAGCUGGAGCUCAUCGUGUGCGGCCUGGGCAAGAUCGACAUCAACGACUGGAAGUCCAACACGCGGCUGAAGCACUGCACGCCCGACAGCAACAUCGUCAAGUGGUUCUGGAAGGCGGUGGAGUCGUACGACGAGGAGCGCCGGGCGCGGCUGCUGCAGUUCGUCACCGGCUCGUCCCGCGUCCCACUGCAGGGCUUCAAGGCGCUGCAAGGUGCUGCAGGGCCCCGUCUCUUCACCAUCCAUCAGAUCGACGCCAGCACCAACAACCUGCCCAAAGCCCACACCUGCUUCAACCGGAUCGACAUUCCGCCGUACGAGAACUACGACAAGCUGUACGACAAGCUGCUGACGGCCAUCGAGGAAACGUGCGGCUUCGCCGUGGAGUGAGGGAGGGGCUGGGGUUCACCCCGCCCCCGGGGAGGAGCUUCCACAGUCCAGCAGCACUGACACCACACCGAGGCCCUGCCCCCAUCCUACCUUUUUUUUUUUAAUUACGAUUUCCUUUUUCAGCUGCUAAAAGACUUGAUAAUAACUUACAUUGGAACCUGCAAAGGAUGCUGGCUUUUUUAAAACAUUUUAUUUACAACAUUAAAAAGACUGUUCUAUGUAGUGUUUCCUCAUUUACUAAGCAAAACACAAAUCCACGAGGGGGAACGCGGCAGCAGAGGGUAGGAGUAGUAGUGCUACUGUCACCCCGGAGGCUUUCGUCACCCCGGACACUCAGAAACCCGGGACCGGGGAGGCCACGUGCCCUCGCCUUGCGGGGGGGCACCAGACUCGAGGUGCGGCACUCUCCUCUAAGCCCUCCAGACACACGGCGACCAUCGCUGUCCGCCCACCGCUGUCCGCCCACUUCACACCCGGAGACGCCCCGCAGGCCUGCCAGCCGCGCUCGUGCGACAAGAGAAAGAAAAAACGCUUUCGUUAUUUUUAUAUCAGAUGAGAAAAUAAAACUAUAAAAAUAGAAUUAUUCCAGAAUUCUAAACUGCAUCUUAGAAAUUCCUCCUUUUUUAAUGCUCAAAGUAUUAAUGUUUAAAUUAUAGACUAUUUGUGAACGAGUUAAGCUUGAAUGAAGUCGAUGUUUUCGUGAUGGACGAACCGGAAACCUUUUAAAGCCACUCUCCAAACAGGAAGUUGAGAGUUGAGACAGGAAGCGCAUCGUUGUGAAAACAGACUCUCCUGCACCGCCCUCAGAGUGCCAUAGGUUAACCGCUUGACCGGCCGGUAGGUUAAUUUAAUGAUGUCAUCAUGUAUAUUUGCAUAUUGGUGUGGUAUUCAUUUGCAUUUUGCAGACUUCUCACCCCCCUCCGAGCCCAAAAAGGACGCUACACCUAUCGAUCGUCCUCGCAGAGAGCAUCGGCUCGGCGAACGCGUUGCAUAACCACUCCAUCGGACCUGAAGAUAGACAUCCGUUCAGUUGGGGUGGGAAUUUGGGUUCUAUCCUCAGGUGCCUUCUUGCCCAUAGGAAAUGCAAUCCAGGGAAGAUUUCUGUGCUUUCAAACUGACAUCCACUUAAGAAGGCAGGAGUUUUCCUCGCGGCUCUUGAGCACUUUACAAACGUGUCGGGGGCGGGAGGUGCUUACGUCAUAUUAGUUUCUAAAUAACGCGUAACACAUUAUACACAAACCAUACUGCAUUGGAAAUAUAUACCUGUAAUUUUCGAGUAUAUAUAUAUUUAAAAAUAUAUAUAUUUUGUAUAUGGCUUGUCUUUUCUGUCCUUUUAACAUACCAGUAUAUCACAGACCUCACAGUCACGUUCUCAGGUGAUGUAUCUUUUUUGCGUUUUUUUUUGUGCGUGUGUAAAGCUGACAUGCGACGAGACCGAUGUACACCCCUCUUAAGAAAGCAUGUCUCAGAAACACCGAGGAACUGCCAUUCUCAAGUCUAACCUGUGACCCUCUCCCAUAAGUCACUCAGAAUAGCCCUCUGAUUUGGGGGACUGAGGUCAAGAUUUAAUGGCAUAAACCCUUUCAUACACUCACCCCAAACACAGCUCUGCAAGUACGGACUUUUUAAACAAUAUUUAUUUUUUAGCUUUUUUUUUUUUUUGCCCUGUAAACUCGUGUGUUGAUUCAUAAGUUUUUUUUGAAUGUUUAAUGCUGCCUGUCUAUAGCAAUCUAUUAUGACCAUGGACUGUUCUUAAAGUUUGCAUACACACAAAAUUAAUUCAUUUUGUUUCGUUUUUGCCAGUGUGUAUGCAAAAUUUAAAAUAUUUAGCCUCUGGAUAAAGAAAAAUAAGUAUCCCGAGAUGGUGCUUUGUACAGUAUAGGAUAUUGUUCAUAUGCGGAUCACAGAACCUUUAAUUUAUCUUUUAACUUAAAAAAAAUAAAAAGGAAAAAAAUUGUUUGCACACCUACAGACUUAAGUUGCGCAAAACUUGGCAACUUCCAUUUAUUUACCAAAUAGUUUAUCGACUGAUUGACUCCUAUAUAGCAACCCGCCCACCCCCGUGUCCAGUGCACACACCGUCCUCUGCCCCGCCUCUGCCCCACACUACACCAGUGCGCAUCGCUAACGCUCCGUUCCCAUCCACACACGCCUUCCAGCGCCAGGAGAGCUGCUCCCGUAUCGAGUCAGUUCGGAAGACACAGCCUGUUGCUUCAUGUAGCAUGCUCCACUAGCAGAACUAUAUCUAUAGCUGACUGGUGCAAUUUGUUGUACUGAAUACACUAUCGUUUGUUUUGUAUGUUUGUGUGUGUGCAAUUGGUUCUGAUUAAAUUUCUGUUGUCCUGAAUUUACACCCCCCCCCCCCCCCCCCAUAUUUCCAUUCGCUUGUAUUUAUUACCGUGUGUUUAGCAUUCACACCAGCUGUUCUGUGAGCUUCAUUACACAUGUAUGAUAAAACAUUUUGAAAAAAAAAAGAUCUUGUACCCAUGCAGAAGAUGAGCAAUAAACUCUAUGCUGUUUGCACCUCACAGCAUAAUGUUUAAUAUAA